AUGAGCUCAGGCUCUGCUGUCCCUAUAACUACAGAUAUGCCCCCCAUACACAUAUGUGCACAGAUUUCUGCAGUUCUGUCCCAAGCCCUGGCAGCAGAAAACACUCAGGUGACUUUAGAUCUGACAGCAAAGCUCUCCAAGCGUCAAGGAAUGAGCUCCAUUAAAGAAGGCCUAGGCAUUGUCUACUUCACUAUGCUUUCGUUUGGAAUCCUGGGGAACAUGACCCUUCUUUAUCUACAUGGCCUUAAGUACCUCACUGGUCACAGGAAAAAACUGAUAAGCCUAAUAAUCAGCAAUUUGGCCUUUGCCCAUGUCUUGAUGAUUCUUUUAAGGGGCAUUACUAUAAUAAUAAACACUUGGGGAUGGAAUUCUUUCCUAGAUGAGACAAUGGGUAAAAUCUUAAAUUACUUCAUAAGAGUGACCCAGAGUCUUUCUCUUUGCAACACCUGUCUCCUCAGUGUCUUCCAGGCCAUCACCAUCAGUCCCAGCAGCAUUAAGUGGGCAGAGGUUAAAACAAGAGCCCAAAAGUGUAUUCCUUCCUGCUGUAGCCUGAGCUGGAUUUUCAGUCUUCUUCUUGAUGUUGCUGCACCUAUGAAUUAUAGCAGUGUAGGGAACAGCAGUAAUGCGCGAUGGAGGAUUGGGCAAAUUUCUUUUGACUUGCAAGCCACAAGCAUUAUGAAAAUUUUAAUUUGUGAGACAGUUGUUGAUGCUGUGUUUGUGGGUCUCAUGAUUGGCUCCAGUGGCUACAUGGUGUCUGUCCUGCACAGACACAGCCAGCAAGUCCAGCACAUUCACAGCAUCAGUCUCUCCUCCAGAGCCUCCCCUGAGACUAGCGCCGCCAAAGCCAUCAUAAUGCUGGCCAUAACCUUUCUCUGCUUUAACUCAGCCAGUUCACCUUUCAUCAUUUAUACAGCUUCUGCUAGAGAAACCAGACACUGGGGGCCACAUUUCACAGUCCUGCUUUCCUUGUUUUAUCCAAUAGUCAGCCCUUUCAUGCUGAUCACCAUUGACACCCAAAUUCACAAGUCUUUUGCUACUCUCUCAUAUCUCAAGAGACCAUUUCAGAAAGGACUCUCUAGUUGA
Messenger RNA from Phascolarctos cinereus (koala), 1083 nucleotides. Its product is annotated as vomeronasal type-1 receptor 1-like. Gene Ontology annotation, molecular function: pheromone receptor activity. Gene Ontology annotation, cellular component: membrane. The record is from RefSeq and is a predicted model, not a curated record. Gene Ontology annotation, biological process: G protein-coupled receptor signaling pathway. Lineage: Eukaryota; Metazoa; Chordata; Mammalia; Diprotodontia; Phascolarctidae.